CCCCGGAGCCGGGCAGGCCUCGUUGCUGUCGGGACCUCAUUGGCUUCCAUUUCCUAAGGGAGACAUAAAAUGACGAAGAGGAAGAAAUCACCAACUUCAGGGGAAGGCGAUUGCCCUCCGAAAGCCCCCAAGACCCCAAGGCUGGGGGACUCCGAUGGGGGCUCUCGGAGCCCCACGCCGCCUGGUUUGCAUCACCUGGAAGAGGCAGAAUGCAGACCCACUCCAGCCACAACGCAGAGCCAGGAGCAGCCAGGACCAGCCAGGGCCAGCUUCCAGGCUGGGGACACAGCAGCUACCUCCAGGGGCCACCAGGGGCCAGUGGAGAAGGAGGACCCACCAGCAUCUUCUCCCCUAUCUCAGGCUGUCGCCCUCCGAGACCAGAAGGGAGCUGGGAGGUUUGUCCCCCAGUUUGCAAAAUCCAGGAAGCCGGGGACAGCAGCAGCCAUGGCGCCGAGAAGGCCAGAGGGCGAGUUGGAGGCCCCGGGGGACAGCUGGACACUCAGCCUGGAGAAGCUGUCAGAGCCCAGCACACAGCAGGCGGGGAGCCAGCAGCUGGCUGGGUCUGGACAGGAACCGCAGGGCCUGGGAGAGGAGAUGCAGCCAGAUUGUACCAGCCCCGAACAGAGUGACCAGGACCCCGUGCCCAGCAGCGAGGAUGCCCAGCCCGCGGUCUCCCUUCGAGAGGAGCCAUGGCCUUUGAUCUCCCCGGGGCCUGGCCAGGACCCCGUGCCCAGCAGCGAGGAUGCCCAGCCCACAGUCUCCCCGGGGCCUUGCCAGGACCCCGUGCCCAGCAGCGAGGAUGCCCAGCCCGUGGUCUCCCUACAAGAGGAGCCAUGGCCUUUGAUCUCCCCGGGGCCUGGCCUGGACCCCAUGCCCAGCAGCGAGGAUGCCCAGCCCAUGGUCUCCCUACAAGAGGAGCCAUGGACCUUGACCUCCCAGAGGCCUGGCCAAGACCCCGUGCCCAGCAGCAAGGAUGCCCAGCCCGCGGUCUCCCCGGCGCCUGGCCAGGACCCCGUGCCCAGCAGUGAAGAUGUGCAGCCCACGGUCUCCCUACAAGAGGAGCCAUGGCCCUUGACCUGCCAGGGGCCUGGCCAGGACCCCGUGCCCAGCAGCGAGGAUGCCCAGCCCAUGGUCUCCCCGGUGCCUGGCCAGGCCCCCGUGCCCAGCACGCCAGGUAGUGGGGAAGGCCUGGAGAGCAGCAGGUCUGACCCCGAGGGGGCUCAGCUCCUGGGGGACAGUCACAACCAGCCAGGGUCCCCGCCGAGCAGUGAGGCUGAGGGAGGAGCCGCUCUCGAGGGAGGCACCCAAGGGCGCACGGCAGGGGCUGCGCUGCCCCAGAGACCUCUAGAGGAAGAAGACGGUGUCCCCAGCACCCUAACAUCAGCUUCCGUCUCAGGCCCCACCAGUCCACAGGAAACGCCCAGUGGGGCAGGGGGGGAGGCCGAGGGGGGCCUCGGCAGCCCCGGGUGCUCUUCUCAGGUGGCUGCUGUCAUUGUGGAUGCUCCCAGUGUGAGGCCCCCCGCGCCAGAGCAGAGGGCUCUGUGGGUGGCUGGAGCUGCCACCAAGCCACCCACCUCCCCCAGCAGUGAGGCCCUGCUGAGGGACAUGCUAGGAGGUGCAGGGAAGGCAGGGCAGGAAGACAACCGUGACGAAAUCCUUGUGGGGCCCCGGAAUGGUGACCCCCUGAUAGACCCAGCUCCUGGGCUCAAGCUCCUGCCCCAUGCUGCUGCUGCUGCUGCGGUCCAGGCCGCUGCCGUGUGGGAGGCAUCCUCAGCAGAGGAACUGGACUUCCUGCCCGACAGCCUGAUCCAGGAUGCCUUGGACGGCCCUGACUUGGAAGCCCCGCCUGAACAGGGGUGCCCUGCACUGAACAGGCCAAGUCCGUGCUGGCCCAACCUCAACUCCUGUGCCCCUAGAGAUGCUGUCGCAGUGGCCAAGCCACCGCAGAGACCCUGCACACCCCCGGAGGCCUGCCCGCUGCAGGAUGCCAGUGACACGGUCCGCGGCCUGGUGCUGGAGCUCUCCAAUCUCAACCGCCUGAUCAUGAGCGCCCACCGUGACCUGGAUGCCUUCAGGCGCCUGCAGCACCGGAAGCCAAAAGCCACGGCGGCAGGGGAAGCUGGCCCAGGCCUUGCACCCUACGCCCGCCAGAGGGCCGGGGCGCCCCCGCAGCAGCUCUGGAAAGACCUGUAGGGCAGCCCCCUCCCA
This is a messenger RNA of Ochotona princeps (American pika), 2208 nucleotides long. It is a transcript of the gene BRME1, whose product is annotated as break repair meiotic recombinase recruitment factor 1. The coding region runs from base 70 to 2193 and encodes 707 amino acids. The transcript has 10 exons. Gene Ontology annotation, biological process: double-strand break repair involved in meiotic recombination. NCBI's taxonomy places the organism in Eukaryota, Metazoa, Chordata, Mammalia, Lagomorpha, Ochotonidae. The record is from RefSeq and is a predicted model, not a curated record.